AGUUGUUAUGAACUUCUGCCCAAACGGCUGGUUCAGUUACAGAACUCGCUGCUUCCUGUUCAUCAAGAGUUACAAGAACUGGUACAAUGCUGAGGAGCACUGCAGUACCCUGGGCGGCCAGCUGGCGUCAGUGCAGAACGGCAGAGAGUACAUCUUCCUGCAGCAGCUGACACAGGGCCACCAGAGGACCAUGGCCUGGCUGGGAGGCUUCAACCUGCAGAACAAGUGGAUGUGGAUCGACCGUCAGGGUUUUUACUACACGACCUGGUUUAGUUCAUCCUCUAUCACCAACGCCGCCUGUACCUUCCUGCGCUCCACCUCUGCAAAAAAACAAAAGAAAAAGGUGUUUUGGACUUUGGAUGGAAAGUGCAUCAACCUGGACUCCUGGUUCUCUGAAGCUGAAAUCUGCUUACUGCUGGACCAGUGUGUGCGUCCUCCUCUGUGUUCCAUCAGUCAGCGCUGGGGCGAGUCUCUGCUGUGCGUCCAAGCGGAGAUCUGGAUCUGGAAACAGAAGCGUGCGCUCUGA
Messenger RNA from Thalassophryne amazonica, 526 nucleotides. Its product is annotated as ladderlectin-like. NCBI's taxonomy places the organism in Eukaryota, Metazoa, Chordata, Actinopteri, Batrachoidiformes, Batrachoididae. The transcript has 4 exons. Bases 8 to 526 code for a protein of 172 amino acids. The record is from RefSeq and is a predicted model, not a curated record. Gene Ontology annotation, biological process: detection of fungus; positive regulation of cytokine production involved in inflammatory response; positive regulation of lymphocyte activation. Gene Ontology annotation, molecular function: (1->3)-beta-D-glucan binding; pattern recognition receptor activity. Gene Ontology annotation, cellular component: cell surface.